Molecule: messenger RNA, 1101 nt
Organism: Rhea pennata
Lineage: Eukaryota; Metazoa; Chordata; Aves; Rheiformes; Rheidae
Product: beta-1,3-galactosyltransferase 2-like
Exons: 2
Coding region: 64-1101 (345 amino acids)
Cellular component (GO): Golgi membrane
Molecular function (GO): N-acetyl-beta-D-glucosaminide beta-(1,3)-galactosyltransferase activity
Source: RefSeq, a predicted model, not a curated record
GCCGCGAGGGGACGGACGGCAGCGAGGUCGCUCCCAGAGGACACCGGAGCCGCUGCCGGAGCCAUGAAGUGCCCGGGGAGCCCGCGGGUGCUGCUCGUGCCGGCUGCCCUCUCGCUGGCGCUGCUGGGGCUGCGGCUGCAGCGGGACGCCCAGGAGCCCUUCGCCACCGCGCCGGAGCCGGAGACGGAGCCGGGGCCCUUCGCCUGGCAGGAGGCGCCACCGGCUGCCAGCACGGCCCGGCCGGUGGCCCCCCGGCACCCGCUGCAGCCCCCCUACCCCUACCCCUACCGCUUCCUGCUCAACGAGCCCCACAAGUGCCGGGAGCAGGCGCCCUUCCUGGUGCUGCUGGUGGUCUCGGAGCCGCAGGACACGGCCGGGCGGCACGCGGUGCGGCGCACCUGGGGCAACGAGAGCGCGGCCGGCGGCGUGCCCGCGCUGCGGCUCUUCCUCACCGGCGUGCACCCGGUGUUUGGGGGGCCGCUGCAGCGGCUGCUGGAGGAGGAGAGCGCCCUGCACCACGACGUCCUGCAGCAGGACUUCCUGGACACCUACAACAACCUGACGCUGAAGACGCUCAUGGGGCUGGAGUGGGUGAGCAAGCACUGCCCCGGCGCCCGCUACGUGCUGAAGGCCGACACCGACAUCUUCCUCAACCCGGCCUUCCUGGUGCGGGAGCUGCUGCAGCCGCAGCUGCCCCCCAAGCGGGACUUCAUGACGGGCCACAUCUACCGCAACACGGGGCCGCUGCGCAGCCGGGCCUUCAAGUGGUACGUGCCGCCGGAGGUGUACCCCAACAAGACGUACCCGCCGUACUGCGGCGGGCCCGCCUACGUGCUCUCGGGCGACCUGGCCCGCAAGGUCUACGCCGUGGCCCAGACGCUGCCCCUCAUCAACAUGGAGGACUCGUUCAUGGGGCUCUGCCUGCACGCGCUGGGCGUCGGCGUCACCAGCAGCCCCUGGGGCCUCUUCAACAUGAACAGGCUCGACUACGACAAGUGCCGCUUCUCCCGGCUCGUCAUGGUGCACCACUACAGCCCCGCCGAGCUGCUGCGCCUCUGGCCCCACUUCCAGGGGCCGGAGGGGGGCUGCGCGCCGCCCUAG